Rangifer tarandus platyrhynchus (Svalbard reindeer) is the source of this 534-nucleotide messenger RNA. Lineage: Eukaryota; Metazoa; Chordata; Mammalia; Artiodactyla; Cervidae. The record is from the annotation of a GenBank genome assembly.
AUGUCGGCCACCUUUUCCGGGAGCAAAUCCGGUUCCAAACCCAUUGUCAUUGCCAGAAUUCAGUUCCUUGAAGUUGUAGGACUGAAGCCCCUAUUUUCUAGAAAAGAUGACGCAGAAAGCAGGAGCAGGACCAAAAGAGGAGCAGAAGGAAGGAGAGCAAAGGCUAAGGCAGCCCAGGCCUCAGCGGUAACUGAGGCCGCAGAGACACCUGUGCCAGGUUGCUCUUCAACAAGGAGAGGUGACCAAGGAACAGCCCUCCCACAAGAAGCAGGGCCGGAAGUAGAGGCAAAAGCGGAAGGGGAACCUCACGCCGCUGAUGAGCAGGAGCUACUGGCAGCUGCCAGAGCGCAGGCGCCGCAGGCCGGGCUUGAGGGGUUGUGGGACCUGGACGAGGGCAAAGUCGGGGAUUUCAAGGGGAAAGGGGGUAAAAAGAAGAUCCGUGACGCCAAACGCCUGCUCCUGGAGGCCCCGAGGUGCCAGGUGCACGUGGGCAAAGCGCGGUGGAGAAGAUGCUGCGUGGCCAGGACGGGCUGA